Molecule: messenger RNA, 1320 nt
Organism: Adineta steineri
Lineage: Eukaryota; Metazoa; Rotifera; Eurotatoria; Adinetida; Adinetidae
Source: the annotation of a GenBank genome assembly
AUGAUGAAUAAUUACGAACAAAUACCUAUAAUUACACUUGAAGAAGCUGUUGAACCAUUAGUACUUUACGUUCCUGAAGUAAAUGAUAUGGUAAAAUUAGUAAAACAAAAGUGUCAACAACCAAAAGAUAAUCUUUCAAUAGAUGAAUCGGCAUCAAUUAUGCUUUUUACAAUGAGAUGGGUACCCAAACAAAAUUCAUUUCGUUAUAUAUGCAAUCAAAAAUUGAAGUCCAAUAACUCUAAUGAAUUAUAUCCUUGGCAUUUAUAUUUAAAAUUAAUUUGUAUAUCAUUAUCAAAAUUACCAACCUUAUCUUAUCAAAUAUUUUAUUGUGAGGUUCAAAUGGAUUUAAUCAACGAAUAUUCGUUAGAUACAAAGUUUGUUUCAGAUGGAUUUUUAUCAUGUCAGUUAUCGAUUGAAGCUGUUGAUCGAACAGAUAUUAGUACUUUAUUUAUUAUUCUUAGUAAUCAAGGAAAAAAUAUAAGUCAACAUACAUAUGAUAUAACAGAGAAUGAAAUUUUACUUCCAGAUGGACAACAAUUUCAAGUUGUUUCAAAUGUAAAAUCACAAGAUGGCCGUCGUAUUAUCAUUUUACGUGAAUUACCUUUUAAUGAUUCUGAUGAAUUAUUUUCUCGGCCACAACUUCAGGACAUAACUGAUAGAUCAUUUGAUUUAUUAUUUCAACAACGAAUUAUAAAGAAUGAAUCUUGUUUAGAAAUUAAUUUAAGAAAUCAAAUAUUAAUGGAUCAUCAUAUAAAUAAAAUUGUAGAAGAAGGUAUUAAAAACAAUCAAUGUACUUGGUUAACAUUACAAAAUAGUUAUAUAACAUUAAAUGGUCUAUUUAUUCUAGCUGAUGGAUUAAAAAUGAAUAAAUCAUUAGAAGCAUUAUAUCUUUCACGAAAUCUUGUGAAUGAUAUUAGUGUAAAGUUAUUAACAGAUAUUGCUUUAUGUAAAUACACAAAUUUAACUAUGCUUGCUCUUGAUCAUAAUCAGAUUAGAAAUGAAGGUGCACAGUAUUUAGCUAAUAUGUUAAAAACAAAUGAAACUUUAACUGAUUUAUGGCUUUCAUAUAAUAAAAUAGGGGAUCAAGGUGUGCAAUAUUUCGCUGAUGUCCUUGCUUCUAAAAAUCGAACUCUUAUGCAAUUAUAUUUAAAUGGAAAUAAAUUAAUAAGUGAUUUAAAUGUCGAUUCUCUUGUUUAUGCACUUAAAUUUAAUGCAACUUUGAAUACGCUUUGGCUACAAGAUUGUAAUCUAUCACAAGAGAGCAAACAAAAUCUCGAAAAUAGUGUUGAACAUAAACAUGAUUUUUAUUUAAAUGUAUAA